Eremothecium cymbalariae DBVPG#7215 is the source of this 543-nucleotide messenger RNA. RefSeq lists its product as uncharacterized. Lineage: Eukaryota; Fungi; Ascomycota; Saccharomycetes; Saccharomycetales; Saccharomycetaceae. The transcript has a single exon. The coding region runs from base 1 to 543 and encodes 180 amino acids. The record is from RefSeq and is a predicted model, not a curated record.
AUGAUCCCUCAAUUAUUUAGUGGUAGCAAUGCUUCUGGUUUAAAUCAAAGAGUGCGAUGCCAACAACAACAACAACAGCAGCAGCAACAAUCACAGCAAAAAAUGUCUCCACCCGCCACUGUAGUUAAUACUCAUCAAGAAGCUAGUCGUGAGGCUAGGCUAAAACUAAAUUGCAUGAAAUCUUUUAUGGAUGACCAUAUAUUUUUCAUAGAUCCAUAUCACUACUCUGCUACCGCCACACAGUUGCCAGGCCAGAUCCAUAUUUCUAACGCUAAUUCAAUGUUAUCGCCAGAAUCUCAUGUACAUGCUGUAUUAGGUUCUUCUAACCGGGUCGUUGGUAACCAGCAACAACCGCAAAACUUUCAGCAGCAUAGCAGCAGCAAUCACCUCCCUGCCACGACUGCAUACAAUCGCCAACAAUAUUUACAAAGCCAAACGGCGAACCAUAGUUCGUACGCCCAAAGGCAGUACAGUCAAGGCACUUCAUAUUUAUCAGCUCACAAUGGCAUUAACAAUCAAUAUCAAACAAACAGAAGUUGGUGA